CCUACACCGUUGAUAUGCAUUAAUUGCAGCUUGAGCGGCGUGAUUACUUGGGUAUAGUGACUAAAAUAAGUGAUGAUAAAACCGAAAAACCACUGUACAGUUUUUGUUACGUCUACGACGGUUUUUCCGUAUUGUGACGGCUGAGACUGACUAGACUUCGAGGCAUUUCAAUAUUGGCAUUCAUUCAAAUUUUAUGUUUACUAUCAAUGCGAUUAAAAAUACAUUCGGGUUAGUCCUCCGAGUGAAAUGAGGCGUGGAAGCUGUCGCAUUAAUAAUGAAAAUUCAAACUCGAAUCCCAGGUAACCAUGCUGCUCAAGCCGUUCCCACUUCAAAUUGCACCUAUCUUUCUGUACACCGUUUAUAUGCAUAAUUUGCAACUUGAGCAGCAUGGUUACUUGGGAAUGCAUAUACCAUGAGAAGGUAUCAUACAAAAGCAGAUCUAUCUCGUCGUAUCACGUCGUAUCGCUUGAAGAAUAAAACCCGAUUGGCUCGAUUUUCGAACAGCUGAUCGCGAGGAUGUUUCCUAAUGUGAACUGUUUCAGUUUACCAGCGUAUUUUAUCAGAGAAGCAUGGCUAACAACAGAAGGAGAAGUGCUUUGAAAAAAGUGUUCAAGUCGAAAGAUUGCAUAAGAUUUAAGAACUGCCUUCGCAACUAUCCUACAGCAACAACAAGCUAUUUUUUUGUAUUGCCCAUUCAUGAUAAGAAUAAGUACUACAAGCAAUGCAAUCGACAACUGAAUUGUGAGUGGAGCCGUAAAAGGAAACGAGAGCUUAAAAAGCUGGAAGCCGUUAAGCCAUUGCCUUCGUAUGUAAUACUAGAGAGUGCGUACUCAGACAGAGUUCAAGUGAUUGCAUACUGCUCGCUAUCAAAGAUUCCAUCGUGCGCCAAAAGAGACAAAGCUACUACUACUAUUAUUUCUACAACCAGGAUGAAGAUGAUGAUACAUACUUUCAGCAAAGAAGUGAACAACCCCGAAAAAUGUAUGAUGGUCCACCGCCUCCGACCUCUGAUGAACCUUAUGUAGUUGCUCCUAUCCAUCAUCAUCCGGAAUUGAAAGAACAAUGCGUUCGUUUAAUAAAUUCAGAAUGGCCACGAUCGCGUAUGGCACGCUUCUGGAGCUUUGAAUCAUCUACGGAUACUCUCCCUAUUACUUUGGUUCUAUCACAGCUUAUUAAUGGAGAGAACAUCGUACUCGGUCAUGCAAAACUAUCACCUGUUCCAGCCGAUCUAGAUGCCGCUUAUCUAGAAUCGGUAGUAGUAGACUACCGGUAUCGUGGACGAGGCAUUGGAACAUAUUUAGUAACAGAGGCUGAACUUUACUGCAGAAGAAUACUCAACAUAAACAACGUAUACUUGGCAACCGAUGGUCAAGAAGUAUUUUACGCCAAGUUAGGAUAUAUUUUCUGUAAGGCAAUUAAUAUUUUUGGAACCAACACUACUAGAAACACAUCAAGCAAAAAGCAUUGGAUGAAAAAAGUGUUAUCAGAUUGGGAUGUAGAAGGAUCGGAUGAGACGCAGAACAAUAUCGCCGAAAACCCAGAAAAUCCAGACGAUGCUAUCGAAAGUGCAACUAAAGUGGACCGUCCCAUACUGGAUAUCAAUCAUAUGAUUCGUAAAAUUAGGAAUAUUGUUUAUAACUAUAAGAAGGAAGAUACGAUUUGUGAUUUAUUGCUAGCUAUGCAUUCUAUUUAAUGUUCAAUAAACGAUUCAAUGUGUAACACACUA
Aedes aegypti (yellow fever mosquito) is the source of this 1726-nucleotide messenger RNA. RefSeq lists its product as uncharacterized. Gene Ontology annotation, biological process: protein acetylation. The record is from RefSeq and is a predicted model, not a curated record. Lineage: Eukaryota; Metazoa; Arthropoda; Insecta; Diptera; Culicidae. Bases 570 to 1025 code for a protein of 151 amino acids. Gene Ontology annotation, cellular component: cytoplasm. The transcript is spliced from 4 exons. Gene Ontology annotation, molecular function: acetyl-CoA binding; N-acetyltransferase activity.